AUGGGAAUCGCAUUCUCAUCGGUCUUUGGAAAGAUUUCAUCAAUCUUUUCUCGUCAAUCUGAAAUCAGAAUUUUAAUGUUAGGAUUAGAUUCGGCUGGUAAAACUACAAUUCUUUAUAGAAUUCAAAUUGGUGAAGUCGUUUCAACGAUUCCAACCAUCGGUUUUAAUGUAGAAACAGUACAAUAUAAAAACAUCAAAUUUCAAGUAUGGGAUUUAGGUGGUCAAACUUCGAUCAGACCUUAUUGGAGAUGUUAUUAUUCAAAUACUCAAGCUGUAAUAUAUGUAGUAGAUUCAAAUGAUCGUGAUAGAUUACCCGUAGCGAAAGCCGAAUUAUUAUCAAUGUUAAGUGAAGAUGAAUUAACCGAUGCUAAACUUUUAGUAUUUGCAAACAAACAGGAUCAACCGAAUGCUUUAACAGCUGCUGAAGUUUCCGAAGGAUUAGGACUUGAUACAUUGAAAAACCGUCAAUGGAGUAUUUUCAAAGCUUGUGCAAUUAAAGGUGAAGGAUUAGAAGAAGGAUUAGAUUGUUUUAAUUCGAAUCUGAUGGUUUGUUUUUGGUAUUGA
Melampsora larici-populina 98AG31 is the source of this 564-nucleotide messenger RNA. RefSeq lists its product as uncharacterized. Gene Ontology annotation, cellular component: Golgi apparatus; cytoplasm. The record is from RefSeq and is a predicted model, not a curated record. Lineage: Eukaryota; Fungi; Basidiomycota; Pucciniomycetes; Pucciniales; Melampsoraceae. Gene Ontology annotation, molecular function: GTP binding; GTPase activity. Bases 1 to 564 code for a protein of 187 amino acids. Gene Ontology annotation, biological process: vesicle-mediated transport; intracellular protein transport. The transcript is spliced from 5 exons.